CCCCACCCAACCCUUGCAUGGCAGAUUCUCGGUUCAGAAAUUUAGCAUUAUCUGAAUAUUAAUUAAUUUCUCCCUCUUUUGUGGUGGCGUUUACGUCAAGGAUGUGAAAAAUCUUUCAAUUCCUUCCAUUCUCCUGCCAAAGUUUCAAGCUUUAUAUCAGAAUUUAUCACCCAGAUAAGUUUUCAUUUGUAAUCAAAUUCUGGGUCAUUUUGUUCACCAAUCCUUGUUCUGAAAAAAACCAGAGGGGUGAUAUCAUUUUCCUUCAAAUCUGAGCUGGAUUUUCCUUGUCCCCUCUCUGAGUUAGGAUUUGUAUCAGCUGAAACAAGUCCUGAUUUGGAGAGAAGGGUGCUUUUGUAUGCAAGUUGUUCAGAUAGCUGCCACUGUUCUAUAUCAUCUAUGUUUUUGAGGUUUUAAGGGUCCUAAUUUGAGGUUUUGAGCUUGUUUCCUGAUAGCUUCCACUGUUAUAUAUCAUCUUGGUUGUCCUGUUCUUGUAUCAAUUUGACUGUUGUAGCUUUUCCAUUGUUUCCACUCUGCUAAGUUCACAAGCUUGUCUAAUACUAAAUUGUCCUUUUUCUUAGAAGCCCUUGUGUUUGGCUUUGGAUUGGUUAUCUUGUUAUAGUUAUCUUUCAUUUUUAUGUACUUGAGUGGAUUGAAAUGUGAGUGAUGUGGACUAGGAGGAUUGGUAUAUUGGAUUAGUUUCUUAGCUGUUGGAUUGUUGGGUUCAAAAUGGGGAAGAAAAAGAAGCAAGUAGGAGAAAUAAGUGGUGAAGAUAGUGCAAAUCAGAGCAAGGUUGGAGAUAGAAGCCCAAAAGCAUAUGAUAGUGAUACCUUGGUAUUUAUAUCCAUGGCUCAAGAGUUGAAGGAUGAAGGGAACAAGCUGUUCCAAAAGCGCGAUCUUCAAGGAGCAAUGGUAAAAUAUGAGAAAGCCCUCAAAUUGCUUCCUGGAAAUCACAUAGAUGUGUCCUAUCUGCGGAGUAACAUGGCUGCGUGCUACAUGCAGAUGGGGCUCAGUGAGUACCCUAGGGCAAUUCAUGAAUGCAAUUUGGCUCUUGAAGUGACACCAAAGUACAGUAAAGCUCUGAUGAAGAGGUCGAGGUGCUACGAGGCUUUAAACAGGCUGGAUUUAGCACUGAGAGAUGUUAGUGCUGUUCUGAAGAUGGAGCCAAAUAAUGUCAUGGCUUUGGAGAUCUCAGAUAAGGUGAAAAGUGCACUUGAAGAUAAAGGAUUAAGAGUGAAUGAUACAGAAAUUGAGUUGCCUCCUGAUUAUGUUGAACCUCCUAUUGCUUUGCCUCCCAAAAAGGUAGUAAAAGAAAAGACACACAAGAAAAGGCACAACAAAGAGAAGGUGAAGGAUCUGGAUAAAAUUGUAGAAAAGCAAACUGAGGAGAAAUUAGAAGAGAAAAAUGCUGAGGACAGUGUUGCAGUAAAGAAGGAAGAGGAUGGUCUGAAAGGGAAGAAGGCUAACACAUCUAAAAAGAAGAAGACCAAGGAAAAAGUUGAUAAGAAAAAGGAUGAUGUUAAAGAGGUCUAUGAGGUAAAAUGUAAUGGUAGAAGUGAAGAUGUGCCUAAGAAAGCAGUCAAACUUGUUUUUGGUGAGGAUAUAAGAUGUGCUGAAUUGCCAGUUGAUUGCAGCUUAUUUCAGCUAAGAGAAGUUAUUCGUGAUCGGUUCCCAAGCCUAGGAGCAGUUCUUGUCAAAUAUCGAGACCAGGAAGGUGAUUUGGUCACAAUCACUUCUGAAGAAGAACUAAGGUGGGCUGAAACAGGAUCACCGGGUUCUAUCCGACUGUACAUAGUAGAAGCUAAUCCUGAUCAUGAUCCACUCUAUGAGAAACUUCAUGUGAGGGAUGGGGAAAAGGAUGGUAUUUAUGAUUCUCCUGAGAAUGGUCAUGUGGUGAAAGCAAAGGAAAUUAUCACCUCAUCUUGCAUUGAGGAUUGGAUAAUUCAGUUUGCACAACUAUUCAAGAACCAUGUUGGAUUUGAAUCUGACAGAUAUUUAGAUUUUCAUGAACUUGGGAUGAAGCUUUAUUCUGAGGCGGUGGAAGAGACAGUUACGAGUGAAGAGGCACAAGGUCUAUUUGACAUGGCUGGGGGCAAGUUUCAAGAGAUGGCAGCUCUAGCUCUGUUUAACUGGGGAAAUGUGCAUAUGUCCAGGGCAAGGAAGAGAGUGUAUUUAACAGAAGAUUUUUCAAAAGAGCAUCUUUGUGAACAAAUCAGAAGUUCAUAUGAAUGGGCACAGAAAGAAUAUGCAAAAGCUGGAGAAAGAUAUGAAGCAUCCACUAAAAUCAAGUCAGAUUUUUAUGAAGGCUUUCUCGCACUAGGCCAACAGCAGUUUGAGCAAGCAAAACUUUCUUGGUAUUAUGCACUCAGUAGUAAUGUAGAUUUAGCCACAUGGCCCUCCACCGAGGUUCUUCAUCUUUACAACAGUGCUGAGGAAAAUAUGGACAAAGGAAUGCUGAUAUGGGAAGAAUCAGAAGAACAAAGGUUGAGUGAAACCUCCAAUCAAAGCGAUAUUAGAUCACAUUUGCAGAACAUGGGGUUGGGUGGACUAUUUAAAAACAUGUCAUCAGAUGAAAUUGCUGCACUGGCGGCCAACAUGAGGUCCCAAAUAAAUCUCAUGUGGGGAACCAUGCUAUAUGAGCGCUCAAUUGUGGAGUUCAAAUUAGGUUUACCGGUAUGGCAUGAAUGCCUGGAAGUUGCAGUUGAGAAGUUUGAACUUGCUGGAGCUUCUCCAACAGAUGUAGCAGUAAUGUUGAAAAACCACUGUUCAAAUAACACUUCCGGAGAUGGUCUAGGUUUCCACAUUGAUGAAAUAGUGCAGGCGUGGAAUGAGAUGUAUGAAGCUAAAAAGUUGCACAAAGGAGUUCCAUCAUUUCGUUUGGAGCCCUUGUUUCGAAGAAGAGUUUCAAAGAUUUACCAUGCUUUUGAGCUUGUAUAAGUUUCAUCUUUUUCUACAAGAUGUUGAAGAAUAACAGAGCCAGCACUCGUACAAGUUGCAUCUUUUUCUGUGCCUGGAAUGCUAGUGUCAUCACAAGGUUUCUUUUGCUACUUUCUAGAGUUUGGAUUGAAGAAUGUACUUAUAGGUAGAAACGAUUAUUUUCAUUGCGCAUAGACAUGUACCAAAAACUUAAAAGAGUUUGCAAGUUCCUUUACAGACUGGGAAGGUGAAGUUUCAGGAAGUGCUUUUUACUCACUUUCUGCAAGUGCUCACAUUGCCUUCCCUUUAUGUAUGGUUAGAUUUAUAGGAGCUAGUUGGAUAUUAAAUUUAUAUGGAAAGCAGUGGGAGAUAUAUAUGUAUGUUGUUUGUUUAUCUGUUUUCCUUGUUCUGUAAUUUAUCCAUUUGUAACUUUUUUUUGUAAACUCAUUUGUAACUACUUGUUGAGUUAGUGUUUUUUGAUGAAAUUUCCUUGUAAUGUAUCAUUCAACUUGCCAAUUGCAACUUAUUUUGCUUUUGUUGUCG
Lotus japonicus is the source of this 3456-nucleotide messenger RNA. RefSeq names its product protein PHOX1-like. Gene Ontology annotation, molecular function: protein binding. The transcript is spliced from 3 exons. Bases 727 to 2934 code for a protein of 735 amino acids. Lineage: Eukaryota; Viridiplantae; Streptophyta; Magnoliopsida; Fabales; Fabaceae. The record is from RefSeq and is a predicted model, not a curated record.